GUUCACAUGAUUUCAAGUCUACCAACAUUUCAACUUUCUGUCCAACAGCAAUUUUCAGAUUUCCUCGAUGACUUAAGCAGGCUAAGCACAUCUGACUACCAACCAAAUGAACAAGACGUGUUGCGAACCCGCGUGAAAACUACCGGCAUCACCGAAGUGCUGUUCGAAUUGAAAGGCCUGACUUUCCGGGUAACCGAUGUCGGUGGCCAAAGGUCAGAGCGUAAAAAGUGGAUCCAUUGUUUCGACAACGUAAAUGCGAUCAUAUUCAUCUCUUCUCUUAGCGAAUACGACCAAACUCUUAGAGAAGACAACUUUACGAAUAGGAUGCAGGAGUCGCUGAAGUUGUUCGAUUCGAUCUGCAACAGUCCGUGGUUCACCGAAAUUCAUUUCAUUCUUUUCCUGAACAAAAAGGAUUUGUUUUCGGAGAAGGUACGCCGGUCGCCGCUAACCCUCUGCUUCCCUGAAUACAAAGGGCAGCAGAACUACAGCGAGUGCGUCAAUUACAUCCAGUGGAAGUUCGAACAGGUGAAUCGAAACAAUCAGCGGGAGAUCUAUUGUCACCAUACGUGUGCGACCGACACGAACAACGUACAGUUCGUGCUGGACGCCUGUUUAGACAUGAUCAUCGCUAAGAACCUGAAAAGCAUGGGAUUGUGUUGA
Molecule: messenger RNA, 660 nt
Organism: Soboliphyme baturini
Lineage: Eukaryota; Metazoa; Nematoda; Enoplea; Dioctophymatida; Soboliphymatidae
Source: the annotation of a GenBank genome assembly